Messenger RNA from Papaver somniferum (opium poppy), 940 nucleotides. Its product is annotated as glutathione S-transferase F13-like. The record is from RefSeq and is a predicted model, not a curated record. Gene Ontology annotation, molecular function: glutathione transferase activity; glutathione binding. The coding region runs from base 160 to 822 and encodes 220 amino acids. Gene Ontology annotation, cellular component: cytoplasm. NCBI's taxonomy places the organism in Eukaryota, Viridiplantae, Streptophyta, Magnoliopsida, Ranunculales, Papaveraceae. The transcript is spliced from 3 exons.
UUUAAUAGAUUCCUCUAUACUGGGGGGAUAUUGUUUGUCAUAAAUUUUUUCAUUAUGUCUGUCUGUCUGUCUAUAUAACGAAAUCUCCACUCUCAUCCAUGCAUCAGUUCAUCACCUUCUAAACAAUCACUUUUUGUCUCUCAAGUUUUCUUUGCAACAAUGGGUAUGAAGAUAUAUGGAAUUCCCAAGUCUUGCGCAACCGCCUGCGUGAUGACAUGCCUAGGCGAGAAAGUAAUCGAGGAGUAUGAGCUUGUCCAUGUCGAUCUCUCCAAAGGAGAACACAAAUCUUCCUCUCACCUCGCUAAAAAUCCUUUUGGGAAGGUUCCCGUCUUGGAAGAUGGCUCCCUCACACUUUUUGAAUCUCGAGCAAUCACCGGGUAUUUGUGCCGCAAGUACAAGUCCGGUACGGACCUUCUUAGGUGUGACAGUGUCGAAGAAGGAGCAAUGGUUGGGGUGUGGUUAGAAGUAGAGUCACAACAAUUCAGCGCGGCUAUUUAUCCGAUAAUGUUUGAGAAGCUAAUGAAGCCUUUCCUUGGCCUAACUCCUGAUCAAUCAGUCGUCGAUGAAUACCUCUUGAAACUGGGUUCGGUACUUGAUAUAUAUGAAGAGAGGUUGAGCAAUUCAAAAUACUUGGCAUGUGAUUCUUUCACCCUUGCUGAUCUGCACCACCUUCCUUACAUUCACUACUUCAUAAAGAGGACUCCAUAUGGUGAUUUGAUCACUUCCAGGGCUCAUGUUAAGGCGUGGUGGGAAGAUAUUUCAGCUAGACCAUCUUUUGUCAAAGUUGCUCAACAAAUGGAUGCUAGACCAAUCCUUAAUUGAGUGACCGUGUUGUACUUGUGUUACAGUAAUAAGUAAUGUUGUUUUGGUGUGUGAUGAUUACAUACUAUGCGAUUAUAUUAUGAGAAAUGAAUUCAAAUUUUGGGUAUUUUCUAUCAAA